This is a messenger RNA of Oreochromis niloticus (Nile tilapia), 2228 nucleotides long. Its product is annotated as protein phosphatase 1 regulatory subunit 3E. Gene Ontology annotation, cellular component: protein phosphatase type 1 complex. The record is from RefSeq and is a predicted model, not a curated record. Gene Ontology annotation, molecular function: glycogen binding; protein phosphatase 1 binding. The coding region runs from base 422 to 1345 and encodes 307 amino acids. NCBI's taxonomy places the organism in Eukaryota, Metazoa, Chordata, Actinopteri, Cichliformes, Cichlidae. Gene Ontology annotation, biological process: regulation of glycogen biosynthetic process. The transcript has a single exon.
UGCACGUACAUGUAGAUGAGACGUCAACCUCUGCCCCGGGAAGAGAUCAACUGUGAGAGAACACGCAUGAAUUUUCCCACGUUUAAGUGGAAACGAGGAGAUAUUUGAUGUGAAGAGGAAGGAAUUGGAAAUUUUUGUUGCUGUUGUUUUUUGAGCAAACAAUUCUUCAUAUUUAUUUUAUGGUGGAUUUUAGUUUUUUUAGUUUUUUAAUGAAGCAUCUGCAAGAGGAGAGUCGCACUAAUUGCGGAAAGCAACAACACUUUGGUUUAUUGGUCCAAGGCUGCAGAGUGUCAGCUUCUGACGCAGGCAGAGCACCUAUCCCGGAGUUGCACACUAACACCUGACGGCUUCAUCUCUUGCAUCGCCGGUUUUUCUCCAUCACGACUACUCCGGCUCUGCAGUUCAGGGACUCCAGCGUUUUAUGGAAGCGGAGUCUGCGCACCCUGUCGCGGUCAUGCUUCCCCCAAAGAACUGCCUGCCGAGGAACUACAGUUGCAUAGCUGGACUAUUCGGGAGUCUUGCAGCGUCAAAUCCGAGGCUUGAAGAUGGGGAGGAUUUUGACAUGGUGAACGCCACUUGUGAGCCUAUCGAGAGCGCAGUGGUGGAUGAGAGGCCAAGGGGCAGAGAGAUUUCCCUGAAGCCUCCACAGAGCCCUAAUCUGCGUCGGAGGUGCAAGUCUUUGCCUACACCUACAGAGAGAGCAAAGUUAGAGAUCGCCCGCAGCAGAAGCCCAACCAUUAAGAAAAAAGUCCGUUUCGCGGACUCCCUGGGCCUGGAGCUCAUUUCAGUGAAGCACUUUGACGACACAGAUGUUCCCGAGGUGCCUGAGCGCAUAAUGGCAAAAUUACCCAAGGGACCCCUUCACCUUCAUCACUUGGACACAAAAUUCCCCCGGGCUCCUGCGCAGUCUGUGUUCAUGGAAUUGCAGUUCACCAACCCAGGCACAUUACCCGGCUUCGAGCAGAAAGUGAGGGAGGUAAAAGUCCUGUUGGAGACCGUGGAGGCAGACGAAUUCAGCCUCUGCGGCUUCGUGCGCGUGUUAAAUCUGGCUUUCGAAAAGAGCGUCUCUUUGCGGUAUUCCCUAAACAACUGGAUAACCUUUAUGGACAGUUUGGCGUCCUAUGUUCCUAACUCGAGCGACGGUGUCACUGACAAGUUCUGUUUCAAGAUAGUUAUGCCCACCUACCUAGACAACGGAGGAACAUUGCAAUUUGCAAUUAAAUACUGUGUCGGCGGGCAAGAGUUUUGGGACAAUAAUAACGGCAACAACUACAAAGUCCGUCGUCACCGGUUCAAGAUGUCUCCACCUCGGGAAUGGGAAAACGGAUGGAUUCAUUUUAUCUGAGCUUUGGCGUAUGCAGUGACACACUUGCGCCAUUUGAGCGCAAUUGAUCCCCGGGUACCUUAUUAGCCUGUAAAACAAAAGAUUCGUAUUAUUACUAUUCCGUCAUUGUCAGCUGUAUACAUUCCGUGACAGAGAAAAUAUUUUACCACAAUAUUUCAAACAGUGACCCUGUGGUGGCGACGCACCGAGGGUUGAAAUGGCCUGCUGUUUAAGCCUGAUAGGCUUCCCGGUGUGGGAUGCUGUUCGAUAUGUUGCCUUGAUGUCAGGGCUCUGUACAGCUUGGUGCCCUUUGGGAGGGCAUGUUCUCGUUAUGUAAUAUAAAAACACGCGCCACGGAGAACGUGCCGGGUAAUGCCAACUUCAGGCAUCACACUCAUUUCAAGAUGCUGUAACUGUCAGUUUGCAUGUGUGCAAACAUCGACUCAAAAGCAAAAAGAAAGCAUUUUAGCUGAUGGUAGCAUACGCCCCUGGUGGUCACCUGCAGACAGGGGUAAACAUGUCUUAUCCCCCCCGAUAAAAGAUGGAGAUAUAAGGUGAUUAUUUAAUUUAGAUAUUCAACUUAUUAUUUCCUACUAUCACGCCAUUUAAAUGCCUUAUUCUAAGCCAUGAUGUAGGGAGUUGUUGAUUUGUGUUGUACAGUAUUUUCUUCGUUGGGCUUGAAUGGAGUUAAAUGCAUUAGAUGAUUAUCGUCAUUAAAUUUACAAUGUAAAACAAUCCAGGGACAUCAUACUUAACCAUACAAAAAUCUGCCUCUUAGCAAUACAUUUGUAGCCUAUUCAACAUAAAUUAUUUUACGUUUUGCAUAUUUAAAGUAUGAAGAACAAGGUGGUUUGACAAAGUUCAAAGACAAUGAAGUAAUAUUAAACUAAAUAAUAUAUAUGAA